AUGCUGGCUGGAUUCCUCCUGCCUCCCGGUGGCCAGGCGGUGGCGCCCUCUACCUGCGCAGCCCAAAUGGGGCUAUUCGUGGCUCUGGGUGGCUCGGAGUGCCUGCUGCUGGCAGCCAUGGCCUUGGACCGCUACCUGGCUAUCUGCCGCCCUCUCUACUACCCUCAGCUCAUGACCACUGGGCUUUGCUGGGCCCUUCUAGCUUCCUGCUGUUUGGGUGGCUCUGUCCUAGCCUUAGGCCUCACCACUGCUAUAUUCCAGCUGCCUUUCUGCCAUGGUGGCCUUGUCAAUCAUGUCUUCUGUGACCUCCCAGCUGUGUUGAUUCUGGCCUGUGGGAACCGGGACCUUCAGGAACACGUGUUACUGGCAGCCUGCAUGCUUCUGCUGGUGCUACCCCUAAUCCUUAUCUUGCUGUCCUAUACCAGGGUACUGGUGGUCAUCCUGGGGGUGGGGGAUGGCGCUGGCCGCCGCAAGGCCUUCAACACGGUGGCAUCCCAUCUCACAGUGGCCGUGCUCCACUAUGGCUGUGCCACAGCCAUGUACGCCAGACCCUUGAGCAGCCGCUCCCUGGAGGAAGAUAAGCUGGUAUCCCUCAUCUACAUAAACCUCACACCCCUGCUGUACCCGGCCAUCUACACGCUGCGCAACCGGGACAUGCAGGGUGCCCUCCAACGGGUAGUGAGCCAGAGGACGAUGGGGGUGGUGCAGCAAACUGAUGUUGUCUAA
Molecule: messenger RNA, 726 nt
Organism: Cricetulus griseus (Chinese hamster)
Lineage: Eukaryota; Metazoa; Chordata; Mammalia; Rodentia; Cricetidae
Source: RefSeq, a predicted model, not a curated record